Molecule: messenger RNA, 948 nt
Organism: Mycotypha africana
Lineage: Eukaryota; Fungi; Mucoromycota; Mucoromycetes; Mucorales; Mycotyphaceae
Exons: 1
Coding region: 1-948 (315 amino acids)
Molecular function (GO): hydrolase activity
Source: RefSeq, a predicted model, not a curated record
AUGUUGAUGAUAUCUGAACCUAAACGAAGACUAAUUGAUGCUCACGUACAUUUUUGGCAUCCUGAUCGAGUUUAUAUACCUUGGGUUAAAAACAGCAAACUAAAUAAGCACAAAGAUGCAAUUGAAUAUUCAGCACAAAUAAAAAAUGCAAAAGUGGAGUCGGCCAUUUAUGUUGAAACAGAUGUAGACCCUUACUAUGGCUUAGUGGAGGCUGACUGGAUUACACGAUAUUCCGAAGAAGAACUGGAAAAAACUGACUCAUUUGGGGGUAUCGGAGGCAUUGUGGCAUUUGCACCAGUUCACCAAGGACGUCAUGUUGAAGGCUACCUUCGCACUUUGAUCCGUCUCACCCGAAACAAACUCAAAGGCGUCCGUUAUUUAAUACAGGACCCGGCACAAGAUCCAAACCGAGUGGUCCAACCUGAUUUUAUCGAAGGCGUGCAGAAACUAGCAUCUUUUGAUCUGAGUUUUGAUCUUGCUAUUAAUUGUCGUGAAUGUCCUGCACAGUUUCCUCCCUUACUGGAAUUGGUGGCACAGUGCCCUCGUGUUCAGUUUGUGCUUGACCAUAUGGGUAAGCCUCCUUGCGAUAAUCAGCCGGGGGAGGCGAGGUUUGAGUUUUGGGAACAGCAUCUAUUGAAACUAUCCCAAUUUCCCAAUGUGAGUUGUAAAGUGUCUGGUCUCAUCACAGAAUUGAUCGAGCAUGACGAUAGGACACAAGAUGAGGUGAUACAACAACUCAGACCAUUCAUUCAGGUUGCAUUAAAGGGAUUUGGGAUUGACCGGCUAUUGUUUGGAGGAGAUUGGCCUGUGUGCGAACUUGCCAAAAACAACUUGAGGUGGCCAAAUUGGUUUGAAAUUGUAUCGGAAAUAGUAAGGGACUGGUCCGAAGCAGACAAGGACAAAUUCUUUUUCUUAAAUGCUUCUCGCGUGUAUAAGCUGACACUGUAG